UGUACAAAUGGGUACCGGUCAACUUAAUGCUGGGAGUAACCCUUGGAUGGACUAUCAUUCCAUCCAGGGGGAAUAUUCCUAAUUGCGUCAUGUUACAGGAACCGGAAUAAGCGCCGGGCUGAUGGCUAAUAUGCAGACUUGAACUUUAAAAUAUGACGAGCUUAGCCCUAUAUCAAAGUAACUCUCAAAUGACCUGGGAUUCGGCAGAUUUUUCUCAUUGUCAACUCAUACAAUUUAUCACGAAGUUAACCAUAAAUUAGGUUUUUUACCUUGCCAGACGUUAGCGUAAUACGGUAGUUUAUUGGUAACAUUAUCUCAUGACCCAUACUUACUUUACCUGUUUUAGGGUCGUCCUGGUAAUGUUGGAUCCCAAGGAUAUCAAGGAUCCCCGGGCAACCCGGGAAUUCCUGGAUCGAGAGGAGAACAUGGUGACAAGGGAAAACCGGGGAGAACCGGGAUGCCUGGAGGACGUGGCAGGCCGGGACAAAGAGGAAAGCGGGGAGCGACUGGUGACCCUGGCGCGCAAGGCAUCAUGGGAAUAGUUGGUUCCAGGGGCAAACCCGGACCGCAGGGAACUAUGGGACCUCCUGGAGAACGAGGUAUCAAGGGCGUGCCUGGAAUGGAGGGACCGCAGGGACACUCUGGAAGACAAGGUGAAAGGGGAGACUCGGGAGAUUACGGAGUUCGUGGGGUUCCUGGAGAACAAGGAGCGCGUGGAGUGACUGGAAGGACAGGUAGAUCUGGCUCGCCAGGUUUACAUGGCGAAGAAGGAGAUUCUGGCAAACCCGGUAAAGAUGGACCCCCGGGUGUCCCUGGCGGCCCAGGAACUCAAGGCCCCAUGGGAAUUAAAGGAGAACAGGGAAAAGCUGGUGAGAUUGGCGAGCAAGGAGAAGCUGGGCUCGAGGGACCGAAGGGUAGUCUUGGGCCCACUGGAACAAUCGGAGCGCCUGGACUUCCUGGACAGCAGGGGCCAGGUGGAGAGCUUGGUGAAACUGGUGAACCGGGGGUGCCAGGCGAAGUGGGAUUAUCAGGGUCUCCUGGCUCAACCGGGCAAGAUGGAACUCCUGGGGCAAAGGGUUCUAAAGGAGACGACGGCCUCAAUGGUAUCCCGGGAAGUCGGGGUUUCGUAGGAAAAUUUGGUGACAAAGGUGUUGGUGGAACAGUUGGUGCACCUGGGAUAUCUGGUGAACGCGGUGACCAGGGCAAACCUGGAAGAGCUGGAGCUCCUGGCCCGGUCGGGGAACCUGGGUUACAGGGUCCUAUUGGGCGCGUGGGUUCGUUAGGUCUGUCUGGUUCGUCAGGAGAUGCUGGCUCUAAGGGUGAAACGGGUGUCAGGGGAGCCCACGGGGCCCGCGGCAAGAGAGGAUCUAACGGAAAACCAGGAAACGACGGCCUGCCCGGGUCACGUGGAACCAAAGGAGACAGCGGAGAGAAGGGAAUGGCUGGUGAGGUCGGUCUUCCAGGAAUGCCGGGAGGCAACGGUGAUGCGGUAAGUAAUCAACAAAAACUUGUUAUUUUGAUUUUGCUUAUUUGUUAGCGAGUGCUUUUUGGUUCAUUUUCUAUUUGUUAUCUAUCAGCGACGGCUUUCUUCGUUUUCC
Messenger RNA from Orbicella faveolata, 1598 nucleotides. RefSeq lists its product as uncharacterized. Gene Ontology annotation, molecular function: extracellular matrix structural constituent conferring tensile strength; peptidase inhibitor activity. Gene Ontology annotation, biological process: extracellular matrix organization. NCBI's taxonomy places the organism in Eukaryota, Metazoa, Cnidaria, Anthozoa, Scleractinia, Merulinidae. Gene Ontology annotation, cellular component: extracellular region. The record is from RefSeq and is a predicted model, not a curated record.